Hipposideros armiger (great roundleaf bat) is the source of this 1615-nucleotide messenger RNA. RefSeq names its product protein C, inactivator of coagulation factors Va and VIIIa (gene PROC). Gene Ontology annotation, biological process: negative regulation of blood coagulation; blood coagulation; proteolysis. Gene Ontology annotation, cellular component: extracellular region. Gene Ontology annotation, molecular function: calcium ion binding; serine-type endopeptidase activity. Bases 44 to 1513 code for a protein of 489 amino acids. Lineage: Eukaryota; Metazoa; Chordata; Mammalia; Chiroptera; Hipposideridae. The transcript has 9 exons. The record is from RefSeq and is a predicted model, not a curated record.
GUAAAUAUUUGCGGUUAUGGAUUAACUCAAGUUCCGGACUGUCAUGGCGGCAGGAGGGCGACCUUGCAGUUUCUCCACAGUACACCCCAGGGAGUACCCUUCCAGGCAGACAGGUGUCAGCAGCUCCAGAAUGUGGCAGCUGGCAAGCCUCUUACUGUUCCUGAUCAUCUGGGGAAUUUCCAGCACACCAGUUCAUCCCGACUCAGUGUUCUCCAGCAGUGAGCAGGCCCACCAGGUGCUACGGAUCCACAAACGUGCCAACUCCUUCCUGGAGGAGCUCCGACCCAGCAACCUGGAGCGGGAGUGCAUGGAGGAGAGCUGUGACUUUGAGGAGGCCAAGGAGAUUUUCAAAAAUGUGGAUAACACACUGGACUUCUGGUCCAAGUACCUUGACGGCGACCAGUGCACUAUACAGCUCCCGGAGCACCCGUGCGACAGCCCGUGCUGCGACCACGGCAAGUGCAUCGACGGCAUAGGUGGCUUCCGCUGCGACUGUGGCCUGGGCUGGGAAGGCCGCUUCUGCAUGCAAGAGGUGCGCUUCUCCAACUGCUCAGUGGACAACGGCGGCUGCGGGCACUAUUGCCUGGAGGAAGAGGGCCGGCGCCGCUGCAGUUGCGCGUCGGGCUACGGGCUGGCGGACGACCACCUGCAGUGUGAGCCCAAAGGUGAGCUCAAAGUGAAAUUCCCCUGUGGGAGGCCAUGGAACCCAAUGGAGAAGAAGGGCAAGACCUUGAAAUGUUGCACAGACCAAGCUGACCAAGUGGACCCACGGCUCAUCAACGGGCAGUUGACCUUACAGGGAGAGAGUCCCUGGCAGGUGAUCCUGCUGGACUCGAAGAAGAAGCUGGCCUGUGGGGCGGUGCUCAUCCACACUUCCUGGGUGCUGACAGCGGCCCACUGCAUGGAGGACUCCAAGAAGCUCACUGUUAGGCUCGGAGAGUAUGACCUUCGGCGCAGGGAGAAGUGGGAGGUGGACCUGGACAUCAGCGAGGUCCUCAUGCACCCCAACUACAGCAGGAGCACCACCGACAAUGACAUCGCACUGCUCCGCCUGGCCCAGCCUGCUACCUUUUCGCAGACCAUCAUGCCCAUCUGCCUCCCGGACAGCGGCCUCUCAGAGCGUGAGCUCACCAAGGUCGGCCAGGAGACGGUGGUGACAGGCUGGGGCUACCGCAGCGAGGCCAAGAGAAACCGUACCUUCAUCCUCAACUCCAUCAAGAUCCCUGUGGCCGCUCGCAGCAAGUGCAUCCAAGCCAUGCACAACGUGGUCUCUGAGAACAUGCUGUGUGCAGGCAUCCUCGGGGACCAACGGGAUGCCUGCGAGGGUGACAGUGGGGGACCCAUGGUCGCCUCCUUCCACGGCACCUGGUUCCUGGUGGGCCUGGUGAGCUGGGGUGAGGGAUGCGGGCGCCUCCACAACUAUGGCAUAUACACCAAAGUUGGCCGCUACCUCGACUGGAUUCACAGCCACAUCAGAGCCGAGGAGGCCUCCCUCAAGAGCCAGUGGCCUUAGCACCCCUCCUGCUGUGUCAGGACCCCAGAGGCCACCUUUGGAAUGGACUCUGGGCUGUUGAAUGGCAAUAUAUGGAACAUUAAAAGGGGAAUGCAACAAGUA